UUUAUUAUAUGUUUAAGUAUUAUGCUAAUGUAUAAAUUUAAAGUAAAUUGCAAAAAAGAAUUAAGAAUUUAUGUAUUAAAUGCAUUUUUAUUGUUUUGCUGUGAUUUAUUUUCAUAAAUUAAAGAUAUAAAUUUUUUUCAAAUUAAUUCAUGGGAAGAGUUAGAAAUAAGACAGUUAAGAAGGCAGCUAAAGUCCUCAUUGAAAAAUACUACAUGAAACUCACUUCAGAUUUUCAUUUCAAUAAAAAGAUCCUCUCAGAAGUUGGAUAAGUACCAUCAAAAAAAUUGAGAAAUAAAAUUGCUGGAUUCGCAACACAUCUUUUGAAGAGAAUCUAAACUGGAUCAGUUAAGGGUAUCUCACUCAAAAUUUAAGAAGAAGAAAGAGAGAGAAGAUUGGACUAUGUCCCUGAAAAAUCAUCUGUCGACAUUGACAAUCUUAGAGGAGAUCAAGAUGUUAAAAGAAUGCUUGAAAAAGCUGGUUUGGAAAUUGACAUUCCCAUUGAUGAGCCUGUUGUCGAAGAAAAAUAAUAAAAAUAAGCAAGAAGAGGAUAAAGAAGAUAAUAAUAAUGAUUCUGACAGUACAUUUAUUAAAGUAAAAAGCAUAAAAAAUACAUCUAAUAUUUAUUAUU
Molecule: messenger RNA, 628 nt
Organism: Paramecium tetraurelia
Lineage: Eukaryota; Ciliophora; Oligohymenophorea; Peniculida; Parameciidae
Exons: 2
Biological process (GO): translation
Cellular component (GO): ribosome
Molecular function (GO): structural constituent of ribosome
Source: RefSeq, a predicted model, not a curated record